Messenger RNA from Ostreococcus lucimarinus CCE9901, 639 nucleotides. RefSeq lists its product with no specific name. The record is from RefSeq and is a predicted model, not a curated record. Bases 1 to 639 code for a protein of 212 amino acids. Gene Ontology annotation, biological process: maturation of SSU-rRNA from tricistronic rRNA transcript (SSU-rRNA, 5.8S rRNA, LSU-rRNA). Lineage: Eukaryota; Viridiplantae; Chlorophyta; Mamiellophyceae; Mamiellales; Bathycoccaceae. The transcript has a single exon. Gene Ontology annotation, cellular component: nucleus.
AUGCUCAUGGGACGGCCGGGCGGGACGAAGAUGGCGAGCGAGCACGCGCCGACGUUUCGCAGGGGGGUGAAAGCGGUGUUCGAUCGGUGGACGGCGAUGCAGCUGGCGGUGGUGAACGCGUGGGGGGGGACGGAGAGCGAACGGAAGGCGCGGGAGGCGGAAGAGGAGAUCGCGGAGUGGUUCGCGUCGCGCAAGAGCAAGGACGCGCUCGAGUUGGAGGAUUUGUUGAUUGAGAUAUUAGGGGAUGAUUUUAACGUCACGUGCGAGGAUGGGUCGCCGGGUGAGGUGGCGAAGGCGCUGUGGAUGAUGUACGAGCAGUGUGCGGAGGGAAGGUACGAUAUGGUUGCGCAGAUUGAAUCGAAGCCGCUCCCGCGCGAGUCGAUCGAGCGAAGCAGACAAAUCGAAGAAGACAAGCGAUGGUCGAUGAACGGUGGUGGGGACAUGGACACCGGAGCGAGCUCGAGUGAUGAUGAAGGAGAUGAUGAAAUGGACGCCGUCGACGCCGAUGGGCUCGCCGAGCAGUUGGGUGGGGCUUUUAACGUUCACCCGAGCGGCGACGACGCGCUGGACACGUCGGCGCGACGUUUGAAAAACGAGCCAGACGACGAUGGCUGGUGCACCGUGCCGUCGCGGCGAUGA